This is a messenger RNA of Scheffersomyces stipitis CBS 6054, 5547 nucleotides long. RefSeq names its product Spo72p (gene SPO72). Gene Ontology annotation, molecular function: phosphatidylinositol-3-phosphate binding. Gene Ontology annotation, cellular component: phagophore assembly site; extrinsic component of membrane. Gene Ontology annotation, biological process: reticulophagy; piecemeal microautophagy of the nucleus; autophagy of mitochondrion. Lineage: Eukaryota; Fungi; Ascomycota; Pichiomycetes; Serinales; Debaryomycetaceae. Bases 1 to 5547 code for a protein of 1848 amino acids. The transcript is spliced from 4 exons. The record is from RefSeq and is a predicted model, not a curated record.
AUGAGUCCACAGUGGAUGCCUCAAAAUAUCCAAAAGCGUCUUCUACUCUAUGUUCUCCAGCAGCUUUCGCUCUUUUCGGAAAUCGACCUUCCCAACCUAGAAGAAGUCUCUCUCAACAAUAUAGUGCUAAGAGAUAUCUCUAUAGAUCCGGAGAAAGUAGGCAAGCUACCAGGCUGUAAUCUUCGUUUUGGCCAGGUAGGUACAUUGGAGUUAAACACAGUUACAGGAGGAACCAUUAUUGGUGGUGGCGGGGGUGUUAAUGUCGACGCUCGUGAUGUAGAAGUAGUGAUAUCUCCUGAUUUCGAUAUCAACGAAGAAGUGCGAAAAGAAGUGCAAUUUCUGUUAGCACAAAGUACUGCUGAUUUGGCCAAAACGAUUAUAAAAGAUAGCGACAGCGCUGCUGAAGAUGAAUCCGAUGAUACUGACGAAGAGAUCGUCGUUGAACCCAAGAAGUCGCGUUCGAGCAGUUCCUCUUCUUUCUCUGGCUCUACUUCUAAACCAUCUGCUUUAAGUGCUGUCAUGUCUCGCGCUGUGGAAAUGGCGCUUCUGCGUUUACAAAUCAAGAUCACCAACAUGAAGAUCAAAUUGGUUUCUGAGAUGACGGACUUGCUUUUUGAAGUUGACGAGGUUCUAAUCAACACCGUGAAUGGAACGAGAGUAGUGAAGAUCACUGGCGUAAGGCUGAUGACUUUGAAGCCAAAUGUAAACCCGGGUGAAUUGGUUGAGAAAGUAGUUCAAAGUCCUCAGAAAGAUGAUACUAGUGAUAAUGAAGAAGAUGACAGUAACUAUGAAGACGAUAACAAUGAUUACGGCGACGAAUCGCUCAUGGAUAGUAUGGUUUUCACGCAUGAAGAGGCAAGUUCCAUCUAUUUGAGCGCUACCUCUCAGUCUUUUCCACGACCGACUAGCUAUAAUGUAGAUGAAGGAGAAGUUCAUGUUGGAAAUGAGUCUGUAUCUUCAGAUCCUCCAGCAAUCUUCCAUAUGGACUAUUGUGAUGUUGAGUUUGAUGGCCUCAGUAAUGUUUCCAAUUUGAAGAUCGAUAUAGGAACUAUCAAAGUAGCGACAACUCCAUUGGCUCCAACCAUCAUUUCCAUACUCAAUGGCAUUACCAGAAGCUUGAAGAUAAAAAAUCAUCAGAAAUGGACCCAACAAGCUCUCAAACGCCAACAGAACUCGAGGUUUCCUCAAUAUGCUGAGACAACUGAUGAGUUGACAGAUGACGAAGCUCUGUCUAAAGAUGGAGAAAAUACUGAUCCUUUCUUUAAUAAGCUUCAUAUAAGAGAUAUUAUUAUUAGUACCACUUCAGCGUUGAGUCGUGAUGGAGUCUUUGCUUCCCCCGACAAUUCUAUCAAUUUUGUAUUACACAAUCUGAACAUCAAGCAGAAAAAUGACAUGCUCAUUUAUGGGGGAGUUGAGACUUUCAGAAUAGAACAAGUGAAGGAAGGAGUAACCACCGAUAUAUUUACCUUUGAGUCACCAACGGCAGCUACUCAUGCAGAACAAUCUCAAUCACAACCAGAUUCUGAAGGAGUAUCUUUUGCUCAUGGGUCUCCACCUCCUCCAAUACGUCCAAUGUCUCCUCUGAGUAUUCUGUCUAUGUCUUCUUCUGGUUCUAAAAGUUCAACUCUAAAAGCCGAUCUUCGUUUUGAGAUAUUUAAGAAGCUUGAGGAGAAUGUAGUCACCAUAGAGACAACAGCGUUACUCUCUAAGACUGCUUUGUUGACUUUGGACUUGAACAGCUCUUUGAUUCUUUCCAAUUUCAUUACGGCUAUGAAUUCAAUCCAUUCUAAUUUCAAAGUAUUGAUGGCAACGAUAGAAAAUCUCAGCAAGCAGCAAUCUCCAAAGAAGCAAAAGACACAUACAAACGCUGCAGAAGCAAUGACAACAAAAACUCAAUUUAUAUUACAAACAUCUCCAAUUAUCAUGAGCGUUAAAUUCACACAAGAUUUGUUAGUCAAAGCUAUCAUUUUUCCCAUCUCAUAUAAUUUACAACAGAAUCAGCUAAGUAUUUCCAAGAUUUUGAUCAAUACAACUAUCAGAAAUGAAAGGGAAUCCACUACUAUAACAAUAUCGAACAUAGUACUAUUAACAAAAUUGCACGAGUUCAAGUCGUUUAUUAAGAGAAUUGCUAAUCCAAGCAAUGCCAAUCCUAUACCUCGUGAAGUACAAGUAACAGCUUCGUCUAACCUAUUUAUAUCAAAGAUCAUGGUUAAUAUAGCUUUGAAAGAAUUGAAAUUUGUGAUAUCAAAUAUAGUAUCAUUUUAUGAUUCAUUUGCUUCACUUUCAGCAAAACAAUCAAAUUCCUUGGAAAACUCGGUUCUUGACUUUGUAAGAGACAGAAGCCAUAAAUUAGAGAUUUCGCUGAUACUUCAACCUCCUGGUCAAAGCAGAAGAAGAAUUGGACCUGGUUUUGCCAGUCCACAUCUCAGUAAUCCUACAUUCGUAAACAUUAGCCGGAACAAUAUUGCUUCUUUCCGCUGUUCAAUCAAAGAAGUGGAGUUGAAUCUCGUUCAGGUGUUGCCUAAGUUUGGAGGACUUACGCUAAGAUUAAAGGAUAUUUUGUUAUACGAACAAAAGAACGAUAUCAACGGCUCUAUUCUCUCUUUUGAUAUUGUGAGAGUGGAUGACGGACAGUUACAAAAGUUUGUCUAUGAGUUCCAGGAAUUGCCCUUGGAAUCAAUUCGCUUACCACUAAUAAUGAUUCAUUGCAAGAAUACUGAAAAAAUAAGUACUGUGGAUGUGGUUAUUCGCAAUGUUCUAGUCGAGUAUUAUACACAAUGGUUAUUGUUGCUCGAUGAUUUUGAAGCAAACGAAGAGAAAUUGGCAGAAUUGGUAGUCGAGAAAGUCAAACCAGUAAAUCCAUCUUCAUCCCAGAAUCGAUUUGAUAUUCGUUUUUCUGUAUUUGACUGUAUUAUUGGCUUGAAUCCAGGAAGAUUGCCUUGCAAGAGUUAUCUUGUUGUCGGUAGAGGAACCUCUGAUUUCACAUUUGGAGUGAACCAAUUCUACAUCAAAAGUUCUUUCAGAGAUGUUUCCGCUCUCUUGAUUGAUGAUGUCAAGAACAAGGAAAAGAUGCCAUUGAAGGAUAACUCAACUUCUAGAUCAAGGAAGUCUCUUCCAACGAGUAGCUACACAUCCCCGUUGACUUUUUUUCUGAAUCUAGGUUAUAUUAUGAUAGGAGGUCUUAAUGUUGUUCACAUCGGAAUUACAUUCAACACUAAUAUUGAGGAGGUUAUGAAGAGGAAUGAAAAGUUAGGAAUCAGUGAUAACUUAUCGUUGAUUGAUCUCAAGAUAAAUUCCGAUGAACACCAUUUGGAAUUGUGCGCUGAUUCAACACAUGUUUUAUUGCAAUUGAUUAACGAUUUGAAACUACCUUUGAAUUUCAAGGACGACGAGAAAAUGAAAGUAACUGUGGAUAGUCUGAUUAAUCUAAUGGACGAUCUUGACGAGAAUCAGUUUCAACUCAAGAAGAGAAAUAUUUCCGUUGCUCCUGGAGUUGAAACUUCUUCUCUGUCGGCCGGUUCAGAAAACGAAAAUUUAGAGACUAUUGCAUUUGACGAGGACCAUUUUUCCAAAGCAAGAAACAAAAUUCCUAAAGGUUCUAAAGUUGACCCUUUCAAGUUGAAUAUCAAUCUCUCAAAGACAAAGAUCUAUUUGUAUGAUGGAUAUGACUGGAAAGAUACGAGGAAAGCAGUUCGAGGAGCUGUGAAAAGAGUUGAAGCGCAGGCCAUGAAAGAGAGGCUCAAGAAGUUAAAGAAACAGACUGAUAAAGACGAUUACGAUGAAGAGGAUGAAUUCAUUGAAGAGACUCUAUUUUCCUCGAUUCAUGUUGGAAUUCCUAGAGAUGCUACAGACGCUAAUUUGACAGAUAGGAUCAAUAAGCGAGUACAGAGUAGUCUUCAGGAAACAGAUAUGACACCUGAAGAAGCUCAGAAGGCUCAGAUUAAUGUCGAAUUGGGUAAAAACUACAAAAAUUUGAAGUUGCGUAGAUCUAGAGUUCACAAGAUAAUGGCUGAUUUCACCAACAUUGAAGUUAAUGUGCUGGUGUACUCUACAAGAGAUCCAAGAAAAGAUCCCACUGAUGAAAAUCUACCAUACGAAUUGUUGAACGAUGUAGAAGUUAGACUUGGGACAGCUGAUGUUUAUGAUAACGUAGCUACUUCGACAUGGAACAAACUUCUCACCUAUAUGAACACUUCUGGCGAAGGAGAAAUUGGAAAAAGUAUGUUGAAAUUGGCUAUAACUAACGUCAGGCCAUCUCCCAAGUUGGUAUCCAGCGAAGCUAUAAUGAAAGUGCAAGUAUUGCCUGUAAGACUUCAUAUUGAUCAGGAUACUUUGGAUUUUCUAAUGAGAUUCCUUGAAUUUAAAGACUCUCGCUUCUCCUUGCCCUUGGAUGAAAUUGUUUACAUCCAAAAAUUUCAAAUCAGCCCAGUCAUGUUGAAGUUGGAUUAUAAACCCAAACGAGUUGAUUAUGUUGGAAUCAGAUCUGGUAACUCCGCUGAGUUUAUGAAUUUCUUCAUUUUGGAUGGCUCCACUAUCAAUCUUGCUGAAGCCACAGUAUAUGGCUUAUUAGGAAUGCCUAGUUUAGGCAAAGCCUUAGGUGAAGUUUGGGGUCCUCAAAUUCAGCAAACACAAAUUGCUGGUAUUUUAGCUGGUUUGGCUCCAAUUAGAUCGAUAGUUAAUAUAGGAGGUGGGGUCAAAGACCUUAUUGCAAUUCCUAUAAGUGAGUACAAGAAGGAUGGAAGACUCUUUAGAAGUAUUCAGAAGGGCACUCAGAAGUUUGCGAAAACUACAGGCUAUGAAAUCUUGAAUUUGGGUGUAAAGCUAGCUUCUGGAACGCAGGUUAUAUUAGAACAAGGUGAACAACUCUUAGGAGGAGAGGGCUCUGGUGCCAGACUACCAGCGUCAAGAGGAAGUAAUUCCCAGAAAUGUAAUGUGAACAAGCGUCUGUCCUAUAAAGUAGCUGCUAAGGUCGAUUUCAACAAACUACUUGCAAAUUCGCAAGUAUUGAAUCAAAGUGUUCGCGUAGACAGAGACCAGUAUGCCAACAAAAAGUUCUACUCGUACAUUGAUAUUGACGAGGAUGACGAUGAACUUGUCACCGGUAUCGAUAAAGAACUACUUAGUAAAUCCAUUUUCUUGUUACCAAGAGAUGACAACAGCAAGAAAGAAGGCGAGGAGGACGAAGCUGAUGAUAGCAGUGCAGAUGAAGAAGGAGAGAAAUUGAUUAGUUUAUACUCGAAUCAGCCCGAAAACAUACAAGAAGGCAUGAAAUUGGCAUACAAGUCAUUUGGCAACAAUUUGAAGAUCACCAAGAGGCAAUUGAUCAACUUGAAGAACGAAUUGAACGAGUCAGAGAACAUACAAGACUCGUUGAAGUCGAUUCUCAAAUCGUCGCCCAUAAUAUUCAUUCGGCCAAUCAUAGGAAGCACGGAGGCAUUAUCCAAGGCAUUGAUGGGAUUGGGUAACGAAAUAGACUCGAAACGGAUAGUAGAGUCUCGGGAUAAGUAUAGAUACAUCAAACGAGCCAAGGAUGAAGAUGUCUUGUGA